AUGUACAGUAGCCCGAACAGUGGAGGCACUAUGUCGCAGUAUGGAAGUGCGGGCUACCUGAACAAGGAUCGCGACAGUCAGUCUCGCACCUUCAGCCCUGCGGCCGUCAACUAUAAUCAGCCGCCAAUCUAUGGGAAGCAUCCUGAUGAUUACAAUCGCUACGAAACAGCGCGUUCCCGCAGUCGACAGACUCAGCGGCAUCGAGAAGAAGACGAACGGAGUCGGUUUUCGGGUUACGGAGAUCGGCCGGGUUCAGGAGUCGAAUUCAUGCCCACAAAAUGGCACGGGGGCGAGAUAAUAACCAAUCCGGGUAACUUGCCGCGCUCUCUAAAACCGCGGCGUCUAUACUACUCGCCAAUCGGCGAUGGUGUUGUGGCGGCGGAUGGCGUCGAAAUGAAACGCCUCCCACAAGAAAUGUCUCCGAGGAUUCAAGUAACACAUGCAAGAACUCUUGACAGAGGUGAACCUGGCCAAGGCGGUUAUAACAUCUAUGCCAGAACUGCUACACAUGAUGCUGGCAGCGAAUAUGGAAGCGAUCUGGGUGGAAGCGGACGAGACUCGAGAUUAACUGGCGGCCUUUCACCAGGAAGUGAUUCUUAUGGCCAUAGUGGUGUUGGCCCCGGUAUGAGUCAAGGAGGUCGAGAACCGGAUUACAGAGCAGGGGGUACCGGCGUUGGAACUGGCAGCGGUGCCGCUACUGGGGCUAUCCCAAUGGGCUACGGCGAGAAAGAUUACUCACCAAAAGAUUAUUCGAAUACGCUUGGUAACGAAGGAUAUCCUGAUGGGCGAGCUGAUAUCUAUGGUUGGCUUGAAUUAUGA
This is a messenger RNA of Gongylonema pulchrum, 819 nucleotides long. The record is from the annotation of a GenBank genome assembly. Lineage: Eukaryota; Metazoa; Nematoda; Chromadorea; Rhabditida; Gongylonematidae.